AUGGUUGAUUGUAUGUAUAACCCGGCGGCCCUUGAGGAUCCCAUCAAGUUACCCUCGACCGUUGCCAAGGCCGUGCGUUGCAAGUUUGUGAUGUCCAUCAUGCAGGAGUUCAUCGGGUUAGCAUCGGCAUCACUUCAGCCAUCCACGGCAGUGCCACGUGUGAUGUUCAUCUGUGAUGAUGAGUCAGCUUUGUUCGUCUCCGCUGGUCUCGUCCUCGUCAGGGCUGCUCUAGGCCCCCAUGUCGAGUUGGAAUGCUGCACUUAUAAUACCCUCAAGCAAAGAUUGUAA
Perkinsus marinus ATCC 50983 is the source of this 288-nucleotide messenger RNA. RefSeq lists its product as hypothetical. NCBI's taxonomy places the organism in Eukaryota, Perkinsozoa, Perkinsida, Perkinsidae. The record is from RefSeq and is a predicted model, not a curated record. The transcript has 2 exons. Bases 1 to 288 code for a protein of 95 amino acids.